CUGCAGAUUUAUCAUAUUUGACGUUACUAACGAAAGAUAAAUAUAUACCUGGGAUCGAAUUAUACGAUUGAAGAGAGAGGCAGCGAGAGAUGGUGAAAGAGAAAGAGUGAGGAAGGUGGCGGAACGGAACGUGGUAGGGACCGCCGACCGGACGACCGCGGUAACCGUAGUGUUUCAAACUCUCGUUAUAUCGAGUAUUGCACGUACGUGACAAUCGCGAAUGUUCGUACGUACUGUAUACGACGUGGAGGCCUUCUUUUUAACUGUACCGCUCAGCCGUUUUGUAUCAAGAUGGAGUCCAGGACCGAGUUUAAGAUAAAGUCACCGCCGACCGACGCAAUCUCCGCGGUCGAAUUUGGACCAAACUCCACACAGUUCCUAUUGGUGUCAUCAUGGGACAGUACAGUGAGACUGUACGACAUACACGCCAACACGAUGAGAUUGAAGUACAAUCACGAUUUGCCGGUGUUGGACGUCGCGUUUCAGGACGCUGUUCACGCGUAUAGCGGUGGUCUAGGAAAUACUCUGAAAAUGUACGACAUAAAUAGCAACACUGAGUCGAUAAUGGGCACACAUGAGAAGCCAAUUAGGAAGAUAGAGUAUUGCGCGGCUGUGAAUGCAAUAUUGACCGGCGGUUGGGACGCCACGGUAAAACUGUGGGAUCCACGAACACCUACCUGCGUCGGCAGUUACCUGCAGCCCGAUGUGGUCCUCGCCCUGUCUGUAUGCGGCGACAAGUUCGUCGUGGGCACGGCGAAGCGAAAAGUUUGCAUUUGGGAUCUGAGAAACAUGGCGGGCAUGUUUCAGAGACGAGAAAGUAGUCUGAAGUACCAAACGCGCUGCAUCAAGGGUUUCCCGAACGAACAGGGAUAUGUAUUAAGCAGCAUAGAGGGUCGAGUCGCCGUCGAGUAUCUCGAUACGAUGCCAGAAGCCCAGAAGAAGAAGUACGCGUUCAAGUGCCACAGAAUAAAGGAAAACAAUGUCGAGCAUAUCUAUCCUGUGAACGCCAUUAGCUUCCAUUCUGCAUACAACACGUUCGCCACCGGCGGCUCGGACGGUUACGUGAAUAUUUGGGACGGUUUUAACAAGAAACGGCUGUGCCAGUUCCAUCGAUACAACGCCGGCGUGGCCGCGCUUAGUUUUAGCCAUGACGGUUCCGUUCUCGCGAUAGGCGUUUCGUACUUAAACGAGGCCGAGAUACCGCCGGGCGGCAGUGACGAGCGAGAAAUUUAUAUAAGAUACGUCAACGAUCAGGAGACUAAACCGAAGUAAACAGCAAGUUUAUACAAGUCGUCGGUACAAUGACAAAGAUGUGCGAUGAGAAAAACUCAUGGAUUUCCAUGCGUAAAAUGCAGAACGAAUGGCGGUAGAAACGCAUUCUGUGAAUAAUUGUAAAUAUUCUGUGUUUAUUUAUAUAUGCAUCUCAUGGAAAGUAACAUCGGCUCAAUAUAUAGGUUCAAUAAAUUGUACGUUUUAUAAAAAUAUUCUCUUUUGAUUUUCAGGAAUUAAACCUAAUUUGUACGCGUAUGGAUUAUUCUUACAUUUUCAUAUACGAUAUCACGACGCUUUUUUCCAGCAUACCGAUGUUUUGACGAUUCUCUUCGUCUAUUUUAUUAAACUUUAUUUGACUUGAUUACAUAUUCAUAUCGUACAAUUAGGUCAUUUACUUAAAAAAUAAUAAUGUAACUUAUGCAUAGAUUGCAUAUCAAAUAUUUACAGUUUAAAUUAAUACUGUACUGUGUGAUCCUAAGAGAUAAAGGCUUUUCUACUUUUAAUAAGAUUACGACAGACAAAGAUAUUAUAUAGAUACAAUUAGGAAUAGGAGGUAAAAUAAGAGACAGCGUGCACUGUAUAAAAUUUAUAUAUUUACUAAAUGACUUUACAUUAUAUAUAACCAAUACAAUGAUUGCAAAGAAGCUACAAAAUUUUACAGAAUAAAUAACUUUUUUUACAUUG
Messenger RNA from Wasmannia auropunctata (little fire ant), 1956 nucleotides. It is a transcript of the gene Bub3, whose product is annotated as mitotic checkpoint protein BUB3. The transcript is spliced from 5 exons. The record is from RefSeq and is a predicted model, not a curated record. Gene Ontology annotation, molecular function: ubiquitin binding. Gene Ontology annotation, biological process: mitotic spindle assembly checkpoint signaling. NCBI's taxonomy places the organism in Eukaryota, Metazoa, Arthropoda, Insecta, Hymenoptera, Formicidae. Gene Ontology annotation, cellular component: mitotic checkpoint complex; kinetochore; bub1-bub3 complex. Bases 292 to 1272 code for a protein of 326 amino acids.